This is a messenger RNA of Empidonax traillii (willow flycatcher), 2541 nucleotides long. Its product is annotated as solute carrier family 22 member 13-like. The record is from RefSeq and is a predicted model, not a curated record. Gene Ontology annotation, molecular function: transmembrane transporter activity. Gene Ontology annotation, cellular component: membrane. The transcript has 10 exons. Lineage: Eukaryota; Metazoa; Chordata; Aves; Passeriformes; Tyrannidae. Gene Ontology annotation, biological process: transmembrane transport. Bases 754 to 2436 code for a protein of 560 amino acids.
UUGCCCAGGAAGGGACUCAGAUGCGCAGCAGAAAUCGGGUCAAUCUGCUUUUCAAGUGACAUCAGAACCUCGGGCAAAGCCAAGCUGGUGUUGUUUCCCAGAUCCCGUGUGCUCUGUAUGUCUGUGUGUGUAACGUGCUGUUUUCCCUAAGGGUGCUCUCUGAGCCAAAUCUAUUUUAGGAUUCUCCCCAAGACACUGCAGUUUAGAUCUGGUUUUAUGACUACCCAGGGUUUCUACAUGGGGCAAAUUAAAACAGACAGCUUGGGACACAGCUGUCAAGACCAAGUCUACUUGACUACCAGCCAUAUUCCCUGGUCCAGAGGAGAAGUGAUUUUCUGCUUCCCUUUCCUAUAGUCUCCAGGAUGGGUUAUACAGCCAUGAAUGGGAGCAGUAAAUUCACUCCUUUUGUUUCACCCCACUCAGAAAAACUACCCCUCGUUUGUAGGGCCGCAACUUCAUGUCUCAGACAAAAAACCUUGCACUGCAGCACAGUUGCUUUCAGGACGCCUUGUGAGACAUUCCAGGCUGGAAAAAGACAAGCUGUUGCCAUGCUAUCAUCUCCAAGAGUGGCAGUGCUCUUUGUUCUGCUCCCGAGAACAGGGAGGGAAUGGCUGGUGACAAAGUACGCCCUGGAGGACAGCACCAUAUCUUCAUAAUGAUGAACAUGCUGGUACAGGUGCUCGUUUUAUCACACUGGAUUAGGGGUUUAGUGCUGCCAUAGUUUAAACAUUAAUAUUUGCCUAUUUAAGCCACAUGCACCAGCACAGCCUGGCCACAGAAGUAAUCACCAUGGCUGAGUUCGGAGAUGUCAUAAGUGCUCUGGGGGAGUUUGGGCUAUACCAGAAACUGCUGAUACUGUUGCUCUCCCUCCCGCUCCUUCUUAACCCUUUCCAAAUGAUUGGCCAAGUGUUCAUGGUUGUGGAGGUUCCCCACCACUGUGACACCAGCUGGAUCCUCGCUGUUGGCCCCAACCUGACGCAGGAAGAGCAGCUGAACCUCACCCUGCCCCGGGAUGCGGACGGGCAGUACGAGCAGUGCUCCAUGUACUCCCCAGUGGACUGGGACCUGGACUCCAUCCUGACAUAUGGCCUGAACGCCACGCAGAAGUGCAGCAGUGGCUGGGUGUACCCCUCAGCAGAGCCACCGUCCCUGCUGACCGAGUUUGACCUGGUGUGUGACAGGACGGUCCUGAACGACAUCUCCCAGUCCAUCUACAUGGCUGGGCUUCUCGUGGGAGCCAUGUUCUUUGGGAUGCUAAGUGACAGGAUCGGCCGCCGGCCAGUCUUUCUUAUCUGCGUGCUCCUCCAGGGCGUGUUUGGUCUAGCAGUUGCCUUUGUGCCCCAUUUUUAUGUCUACAUGGCCAUCAGGUGUGUCGUGGGGGCUGCAGUGUCAGGAAUUAUGAUUACUGUGGUGUCCCUGGCCACAGAAUGGGUUGGAAUCUCCUUCCGGCCAAAGUCAGUGCUUAUUGCUCACACUGCUUUUGCCAUCGGACAGAUGAUGGUGGCUGGGCUGAGCUACGGAAUCCGCAACUGGAGGCUGCUGGAGAUUGCAGGAUCCGCUCCUAUGUUUGCUCUUUUCUUCUACAUCUGGGUGCUCCCAGAGUCAGCUCGGUGGCUGGUGACCAAAGGCAGGAUGGAGGAAGCCAAGAAGCUCCUUCAGAAGGCGGCGGCCACCAACAAGCGCAGCCUCCCGGCAGGACUCCUGGAGCAGUUGGAGCCUGAGAAACAGACCAAGUCUGGAAGUCUUCUGGAUCUCUUUCGGAAGAGGCACCUGCGGAAGGUGACUUUGAUCAUGUUGUGCGUCUGGUUUGCAGACAGCAUUGUCUACUAUGGACUGGGCCUUAGUGUGACAAGUUUUGGUCUGGACAUCUACCUGACACAGCUCGCCUUUGGGGCCGUGGAGCUUCCAGCUCGGCUUUGCCUCAUUUUCCUGCUGGAGUGGUUUGGGAGGAAGAAAGUGCAGGCCAUACUGCUGAUGCUGGCUGGCCUGAUGUGUCUCAUCCUCACUGGCAUUCCUGAAGACCAGCCCGUGGCCAUCACUGUCCUGGCCAUCAUCGGCAAGUUCACAGCCACGGCCGCUUUCUCCGUCUCCUACGUCUACGCCGCAGAGCUCUUCCCCACGGUCGUCAGGCAGACUGGUGUGGGGCUGUGCUCCACCUUGGCGAGGGUGGCCGGGAUCCUGGCCCCGCUGAUCAUCCCCCUGGACAAGUACCACCGGGCCAUCCCCAUGGCCAUCUUCGGGAGCAUCCCCGUGCUGGUGUCGCUGUCCUGCAUCCUGCUGCCUGAGACCCGCGGCGUCGACCUGCCGGAUGACACAGGGGCGGGCCAAACCCCAGCUCAGAAUGAGAAGACUGUAGAGUUUUCUAAGGGGGACACCAAAGAGGAGGAAGCAGACUUGGAGAAGGGCAACUGCAGAUCCUCAGAGAGCAAGCUAUGAUUGGGCAGGUGCAUGCUAAAGGUCUAGUCAGAUUCAGUCUUUCUUGAAGCAGGCCAGUGAGGCAUUGCUGCCUGGAAACUGGCCUUUCAGAUGAUGAACACACAA